CAUGAAUUUAAUGUGAUAUUGGGGGAGCCUCAUCCUUCCCUUUUACCACCCACCCAUCCAGCCUGUUGUGAGUUGGGUGAGGGCUGCCCCCAGUCUCCGUCCUGCGGCUCUGGGUGCCAUCCUGUUCCUUUGAGCUCAGUCAGCCUCCUGGGCUCGUCUCUCUGUGAAUCUCCUUCUUGCGUAUUCAUAUAGUGCUUGCUUGCGCUCCUGCAGGCUCUCCUGCCGGGCCCAGGAAGACUUGGCAAAUGUUAGGGCUGUUGGCUGAGGGGUCACCGGGCCAGAGCUGGGGAACUUGGGGGCAGAGGCUGUGGGUAGGGACUGAGUUCCCUUGGUGAUGUCUUCAGGCAUGAAAGCUACGGCUCCCUCAAGCAGAUUAGUGAUAGUCAAGUCUACACAGCCAGUCUUGGCCAGGUCUCUCUGGAUGACACCCAAUGGAACAUGGGGCAAAACUUCCUUAACUCUCUGAGCCAGAGUUGCCAGUUGCACAUCAGGAGAAGUACCAGGGGAGGGAGGGAAAGAAGACUGGGCUGACUGGGGGCGCAAUCUGGGGUGUCUUUGUCGCUUCAUGUGUUCUGCUUUGUCAGCUGGAGUGAGCCGUGUCCCUGUCUGGCCCAAUUCCUUGGCCACCAGCUGUUGUACACGGAGCGCAAACUCCUCAUUCGCUUCCCCUAGUUGGCGAUGAACAGGACGAAGCCACCUUACUUGAUACACCGUGAAAGGGACGAAAAGUGACCACAGCAGUUCUGAGACCCAGGAGGCGUCUGACACCGUCACAGAGACCAGGGGUCUCUGAACUUGCAGGGUAAGAGGCUGUACCACAUCUUGGAUAGAAAAUGGCCAGGAACUGAAGCGCAGGAGCCCCUCCCGGCCAUUGGUGGCCUCUUCCUCAGGGAAUAGCAGCAGAGGAGUGGGGGGAAGCCUCGUGGAAGCACAGAAUCUCUUGAGUGACUCCACCAACUCCCCCCGCCCAUCCAUCUCCAUGAAGCCCCGAGACCAGCACACAAAGCUGGGGGGACUAUUAAGUAGAGGGGUGCUACAGGUGGUGAGCAAAUUGACUAUGUUGUGGUCGAAAGGUGUCACGUGGUUGGAAAUGAGGACCCUGACACUGUGAUCCCGGAGUCCGGAGUCCUCCUGCCGGGCCACGAGCCCCAGCACCGCACACAUGGUCCGCACUACGAACCUGCGAAGGACGCUGUCUGGCAGCGCGCAGCUGACCAGGAAGACGUGAAUCCCGAGAAAGAGGCGCAGGACGAGGAGGCAGAACCCGACCGGCGCGUAGAGCAGCAGCGCGAGCAGCAGGAAGCAGUCACCCGGGAGCCGGUGCGAGUCAAAGAGCCGCUCCGGCCCCGGCCCUGAGGGAAGCUCCAUAACUGCUGCUUCAGGAGCGCCCAGCCGUCGCCGCCGCCAUCUUCGCGCCCGGCCGCAGGGGCUCCUGGGAAGGCGGAGUCUUUGGGCAUCCGCCCGGGGUGACAGGACCCGAAGUCUUGAGGCGCGCCGGAAGGGCUAGCGGUCCCAGCAUACCCUGCGGCCCCUUGGGCCGUCUCACAACUCGCGUCCCACGGAGACCACAAUUCCCGGCAUUCGCGGGACGGGGAGGAGUCGGCCUCCCGGAAUCCUGGUCCCGACGUGCACUUCUGGAGGACUUCAGGUACCGGCGUGCCCCGCGUCCUACUGUCCGCCUGCUCGCGUCCUGGGUGCCGCCUCUGAGUAGGGCGGGCGAGGAGGCAGCCGAGGCGGAGCUGAUGGCUGCGCCGAGGGCGGGGCGGGGUGCAGGCUGGAGCCUUCGGGCAUGGCGGGCUUUGGGGGGCAUUCGCUGGGGGAGGAGACCCCGGUUGACCCCUGACCUCCGGGCCCUGCUGACGUCAGGAACUUCUGACCCCCGGGCCCGAGUGACUUAUGGGACCCCCAGUCUCUGGGCCCGGUUGUGUGUUGGGGUCCCUGAACCCCGAGCAUGUCUGACGUCUGGGACCCCGGGUCCCCGGGCACAACUGACUGCGGUGACCCCAGAUACCAGGACCCGGGAGGCCUCAGAGAACUCUGGAACCCGUUCGCGCGCGUGGCUGGCUGUGGCACUGGGCGCUGGGGGGGCAGUGCUGUUGUUGUUGUGGGGCGGGGGUCGGGGUCCUCCGGCCGUCCUCGCCGCCGUCCCUGGCCCGCCGCCCGCUUCUCCCCGGAGUCAGUACAACUUCAUCGCAGAUGUGGUGGAGAAGACAGCACCUGCCGUGGUCUAUAUCGAGAUCCUGGACCGGCACCCUUUCUUGGGCCGUGAAGUCCCUAUCUCGAACGGCUCAGGAUUCGUGGUGGCUGCCGAUGGGCUCAUUGUCACCAACGCCCAUGUGGUGGCUGAUCGGCGCAGAGUCCGUGUGAGACUGCUUAGCGGCGACACGUAUGAGGCCGUGGUCACAGCUGUGGAUCCCGUGGCAGACAUCGCAACGCUGAGGAUUCAGACUAAGGAGCCUCUCCCCACGCUGCCUCUGGGACGCUCAGCUGAUGUCCGGCAAGGGGAGUUUGUUGUUGCCAUGGGAAGUCCCUUUGCACUGCAGAACACGAUCACAUCCGGCAUUGUUAGCUCUGCUCAGCGUCCAGCCAGAGACCUGGGACUCCCCCAAACCAAUGUGGAAUACAUUCAGACGGAUGCAGCUAUUGAUUUUGGGAACUCUGGAGGUCCCCUGGUUAACCUGGAUGGAGAGGUGAUUGGAGUGAACACCAUGAAGGUCACAGCUGGAAUCUCCUUUGCCAUCCCUUCUGAUCGCCUUCGAGAGUUUCUGCAUCGUGGGGAAAAGAAGAAUUCCUCCUCUGGAAUCAGUGGGUCCCAGCGGCGCUACAUUGGGGUGAUGAUGCUGACCCUGAGUCCCAGCAUCCUUGCUGAACUACAGCUUCGAGAACCAAGCUUUCCUGAUGUUCAGCAUGGUGUACUCAUCCAUAAAGUCAUCCUGGGCUCCCCUGCACACCGGGCUGGUCUGCGGCCUGGUGAUGUGAUUUUGGCCAUUGGGGGGCAGAUGGUACAAAAUGCUGAAGAUGUUUAUGAAGCUGUUCGAACCCAAUCCCAGCUGGCAGUGCAGAUCCGGCGGGGACGAGAAACACUGACCUUAUAUGUGACCCCUGAGGUCACAGAAUGAAUAGAUCACCAAGAGUAUGAGGCUCCUGCUCUGAUUUCCUCCUUGCCUUCCUGGCUGAGGCUCUGAGGGCGCCGGGACAGAGGGUUAAAUGAACCAGUGGGGGCAGGUCCCUCCAACCACCAGCACUGAUUCCAGGGCUCUAAAGAAUCACAGAAACACUUUUUAUAUAAAAUAAAAUUAUACCUAGCAACAUAUUAUAGUCAAAAAUGAGGUGGG
This is a messenger RNA of Macaca mulatta (Rhesus monkey), 3335 nucleotides long. It is a transcript of the gene HTRA2, whose product is annotated as HtrA serine peptidase 2. The record is from RefSeq and is marked provisional. Gene Ontology annotation, biological process: programmed cell death; proteolysis; positive regulation of apoptotic process. Gene Ontology annotation, molecular function: serine-type endopeptidase activity; protein binding. Lineage: Eukaryota; Metazoa; Chordata; Mammalia; Primates; Cercopithecidae. Gene Ontology annotation, cellular component: mitochondrion.